Molecule: messenger RNA, 3233 nt
Organism: Syngnathus acus (greater pipefish)
Lineage: Eukaryota; Metazoa; Chordata; Actinopteri; Syngnathiformes; Syngnathidae
Gene: actn1
Product: actinin, alpha 1
Exons: 21
Coding region: 290-2947 (885 amino acids)
Biological process (GO): actin cytoskeleton organization; muscle cell development
Cellular component (GO): cortical actin cytoskeleton; stress fiber; cell junction
Molecular function (GO): actin filament binding; calcium ion binding
Source: RefSeq, a predicted model, not a curated record
GACCUGGCUCUGAGCGAAGCCUCCCUCUGGGGAACUGCAGAGCCGAGGAGGAACAAGAGUUUUGCUGGAAGAGAGAGAGAGAGAGAGAGAGAGAGCAAGGGGAAGCCGGAGGCGGACCGUCGAAUCUCCCCCCUAACACACACUCGCCGUCUCCAGGAGGAGGAGGAGGAGGUGAAGAAGAAGCAGCGGACUGAGGAGAGGCAGCCGGCGGACACACACGCACACAUACUAGGGAAGAGAAGCCGAGACAGACACACAGGCUGUUUGGCGCUCACGUCACCCCCACGUUAUGGAUCAUUACGACGAAGAGCAGGUCUACAUGCAGCAGGAGGACGACUGGGACCGGGACAUGCUCCUGGAUCCCGCCUGGGAGAAGCAGCAGCGAAAGACGUUCACAGCUUGGUGCAACUCUCACUUGAGAAAAGCCGGCACGCAGAUCGAGAACAUCGAAGAGGACUUUCGGGACGGUCUGAAACUCAUGCUCCUGCUGGAGGUCAUUUCGGGGGAACGUCUGGCCAAACCCGAGCGAGGCAAGAUGAAAGUGCACAAGAUCUCCAACGUGAACAAAGCGCUGGACUUCAUCACCGGCAAAGGUGUCAAGCUGGUGUCCAUCGGCGCCGAGGAAAUUGUCGACGGCAAUGCCAAGAUGACAUUGGGAAUGAUCUGGACCAUCAUCCUCCGCUUUGCCAUCCAAGACAUUUCCGUUGAAGAGACGUCCGCCAAGGAAGGCCUCCUGCUGUGGUGCCAGCGCAAGACGGCGCCCUACAAGAACGUCAACAUUCAGAACUUUCACAUCAGUUGGAAAGAUGGUUUGGGCUUCUGUGCGCUUAUUCAUCGGCACCGCCCGGAGCUCAUCGACUAUGGGAAACUACGCAAGGACGACCCCAUGACCAACCUGAACACAGCCUUCGACGUUGCCGAGAAGUACUUGGAUAUUCCCAAGAUGUUGGAUGCAGAAGAUAUCAUUAGCACCUUGAGGCCAGACGAGAAGGCCGUCAUGACUUACGUGUCGUGUUACUACCACGCCUUCUCGGGCAAGCAGAAGGCGGAGACGGCGGCCAACAGGAUCUGCAAGGUGCUGGCUGUCAAUCAAGAGAAUGAGAAGCUGAUGACCGACUAUGAGAAGCUGGCCAGUGAUCUGUUGGAGUGGAUCCGCCGCACCAUCCCAUGGCUGGAGAACCGCGUGCCUGAGAACACCAUGCAGGCCAUGCAGCAGAAGCUGGAGGACUUUCGAGACUACCGCCGGCUACACAAGCCGCCCAAAGUGCAGGAGAAGUGCCAGCUGGAGAUCAACUUCAACACGCUGCAGACCAAGCUGAGGCUCAGCAACCGGCCCGCCUUCAUGCCCUCCGAGGGCCAGAUGGUGUCGGACAUCAACAACGCCUGGGGCAACCUGGAGGGCGCCGAAAAGGGCUACGAGGAGUGGCUCCUCAACGAGAUCCGCCGCCUGGAGAGACUGGACCACUUGGCCGAGAAGUUCCGACAGAAAGCGGCUAUCCACGAAGGCUGGACACAAGGCAAGGACGAGAUGCUUCAGCGCAAAGACUUUGAGACGGCGUCGCUGUCGGAAAUCAAGGCGUUGCUGAAGAAGCACGAAGCCUUUGAGAGCGACUUGGCUGCCCAUCAGGACCGCGUGGAGCAGAUUGCGGCCAUCGCGCAGGAGUUGAAUGAGCUGGAUUACUACGACUCACCAAAUGUAAACAAUCGCUGCCAGAGAAUUUGUGACCAGUGGGAUGCCCUUGGGGCUAUGACCAAGCAACGUAGUGAAGCACUCCAGAGAACAGAAAAACUUCUGGAAACCAUCGAUGAGUUGUACCUGGAGUUUGCAAAGAGAGCAGCACCAUUCAACAACUGGAUGGAGGGCGCCAUGGAGGAUCUACAGGACUCCUUCAUAGUCCAUACCAUUGAGGAAAUCCAAGGACUCAGCACGGCCCACGAGCAGUUCAAGGCCACGUUGCCGGAGGCUGACAAAGAGCGCCAGGCCAUCCUGGGCAUCCAUAAUGAGAUCGCCAAGAUCAUGCAGACGUACCACGUCAACAUGUCCGGCAUCAACCCUUACACCACCAUCAACCCUCAGGAGAUCAACGCCAAGUGGGACAAGGUACGACAGCUGGUUCCUCAGCGUGACCAGGCCUUGAUUGAGGAGCACGCCCGGCAGCAGAACAACGAGCGUCUGCGGCGCCAGUUCGCCGGCCAAGCCAACGUCAUCGGGCCUUGGAUCCAGACCAAGAUGGAGGAAAUCGGUUACAUCUCAAUGGAACUGCACGGCACGCUGGAGGACCAGUUGGCGCACCUGCGGCAGUAUGAGAAGAGUAUCGUCAACUACAUGCCCAAGAUUGAGCAGUUGGAGGGAGACCACCAGCUCAUCCAGGCCGCGCUGAUCUUUGACAACAAGCACACCAACUACACCAUGGAGCACAUCCGUGUGGGCUGGGAGCAACUUCUGACCACCAUCGCUCGUACCAUCAACGAGAUCGAGAACCAGAUCCUGACGCGGGAUGCCAAAGGCAUCAGCCAGGAGCAGCUCAACGAGUUCAGGGCCUCCUUCAACCACUUUGACAGGAAGAGAACGGGAGUGAUGGAUGCAGACGACUUCAAGUCCUGCCUUAUCUCCGUUGGUUACAAUCUGGGCGAGAACGAGUUUGCCCGCAUCAUGAGCAUUGUGGACCCCAACCGCAUGGGCGUGGUCACCUUCCAGGCCUUCAUUGACUUCAUGUCACGCGAGACGGCCGACACAGACACGGCCGACCAGGUCAUGGCCUCCUUCAAAGUCCUGGCAGGAGACAAGAACUACAUUUUGGCGGACGAGUUGCGGCGGGAGCUGCCCCCCGACCAGGCGGAGUACUGCAUGGCCCGCAUGGCCCCGUACACGGGCCCCGAUGGCGUGCCCGGGGCCCUCGACUACAUGUCCUUCUCCACCGCCCUUUACGGCGAGAGCGACCUUUGAACUCUCUCCGCCGCCCCGCCCUUUACCCGCCCACUUUUUUUUUAUUUUUUUUUUUUAUGUUUCUGGCCUUAUAUUGUUUUGUCCUCACAAGUUGUGCUCCUUUGCUCCCCCCAUGCCAAGCAGUUUACACAGAGAAAAACGUGUUAUGUUUUUAUUUUCUUGUUGUUGUCCUCGUUCAUAAAGAUAUAAAGUUAACAUAUUUUAUAAUACUGAACAAAAAAAAAGGUAUUUUUCUUCACCUGGUUAAGAGUGAGAGAUGGAAAUUGUAAUAAAGAAAAAUUGCUUU